This is a messenger RNA of Alternaria burnsii, 4707 nucleotides long. Its product is annotated as gmc oxidoreductase. The transcript has 10 exons. The record is from RefSeq and is a predicted model, not a curated record. The coding region runs from base 1 to 4707 and encodes 1568 amino acids. Lineage: Eukaryota; Fungi; Ascomycota; Dothideomycetes; Pleosporales; Pleosporaceae. Gene Ontology annotation, molecular function: oxidoreductase activity, acting on CH-OH group of donors; flavin adenine dinucleotide binding; iron-sulfur cluster binding.
AUGGCAUCCUUCUCGAGAUUGCGACCCGCCUUGAAGCGCGGUUCGGCCAGACUCGCUGCCCCUCAUGUCCAACACGUCCCUCUCCGACGAAGCCUCUACCUCGCGCCGCCAUACCUGCUCGACGACUACAUACCGCGUUACCAACUGUUAUCCUCGGUAGAUGCCGCGAAGAAACGAUCCCUGGCGUACGCGCAUUUGCGCGAAUGUAACCUGUGUCCUCGGCUUUGCGGUGUCAACCGCUACGAGACGACGGGCGUAUGCCUGAUAGGAGCCGAGACUGUGAAGGUGAAUACCAUCGCUCCUCAUUUUGGCGAGGAGCCCUGUUUCCAGGGACACAACGGCUCUGGAUCAGUUUUUUUCUCUGGGUGCAAUCUGAGAUGCGUCUUCUGCCAGAACCACGACAUAGCCCACCAGCGCAAUGGUUUCGAUCUUACGCCAGAGGAGCUUGCCGAGUGGUUCAUGAAGCUGCAGGACGUGGGCCGGGUACACAACAUCAACCUCGUUACACCCGAGCAUGUCGCACCCCAGGUUUGCUUGGCCAUCCUGCACGCGCGUGAGCUCGGUCUGCGCAUACCCAUCAUUUACAACACGUCGUCGUUUGAUUCGCUGGAGAGCAUCCAGUUAAUGGACGGCCUGGUUGACAUUUACCUUCCCGACUUUAAGGUCUGGAGUGACAAGACAAGCCGGCGGUUGCUCAAGGCCGACGGCUACACAAAGGUGGCUAUGCAAAGCAUCAAGGCUAUGCAUGACCAAGUCGGCGACCUUUGCUUCACCGCAGACGGUAUUGCCAAAAAGGGAGUGCUUGUGCGCCAUCUGGUCAUGCCGGGGAAAGAGGAAGAGGGUAGGCAGAUCAUGAAGUGGCUUGCGGACAAUGUGAGCAAAGACAUCAUGGUUCACAUUAUGGAACAGUAUUUCCCGAGAGCCCAUGUGGGUAAGGAGCGGCGCGGCCGUGCAAGUCAAGAUGUCGUUGAGCCAGGCGGUGCUGAAGCAUCGGCUUCGACCAAAAAAGACAUUAGGUAUUCAGACAUCAAUCGUCCUGUAGACUUGUAUGAGGUAGCUUUAGUCAAGAAAGCCGCCGAAGAAGCUGGCCUUUGGAGCAUUGCCGACAUGGAACAAAUCGUCCAUGACCUCAAGGUUGACCGAGACACUUGGCAGGCCGUGGCGAUCCAAUACAAAGAGGCUUUCGAGACGCAAUCAAACCGCCUGCAACAAUUACAGGACGUAUGUUUUGCCGCGCAAGCUGAGCUAGAGAACGAGCGCGCUCAACAUCAACGACUUCGGGCAGUUUCUGAUGGGCGCGACAACCACCGCCCUACAUCCCUCGAUGGUGUCGAAGAUCUUGAAGUCGAUUUCACGUUUGGUACAGCUGCAGUGUAUGCACCAAUCAGGACUGAGUAUCGUCAACUACGUUUGUCUUCAGAGGAUUGCAUCAACCCUUUGUUCGAACGUGUGCAGGAGUGCACUACCCAGCGGAACUACGGCACUGCUUUGGUCGAGGUCGAGCGUCUUUUACGCGGCCCGCUUAGCUGCAAAGCCCGCGCCGAAGGCUUGCUCCUAAAGAGCAACGUCCUACGCGCUUCAGGACCCGACGCGCUCCUCGAUGCGCUAGCUACGUGUAGCGAAGCUGUAGACUUAUGCGAUCGUCUCUCCGAACUCCAGGACUUCUUACCUAGGAUACGAUCUCAGCGCAGCCUAUUAUGUUACGAGCUACGUCUACUGCACCAAGCCCGAGAAGCCUUCAGUACCAUCAGUGACAACGAACUACUUUCUGCUAAAGCCUGCGAGCUUUCAAAGUCUUACGAUGAUGACCAGCAUCUGCUGCGCUGUGCCAAGCGUCGGUCGGGCUUUGAUGAGAGUCGCACUAUGGAAGGCUUGCUCGCUCAACUGGAAGAUAAGAAUGCAGAGAAUAAACGCAGACGUACGAGUGCGCAGCUUAGGCAGCGCGCCGCCGCAAAAGCGAGACGAGUGUCUUUACCCUACCGCUGGGUUAAGUACGCGCAACGUCUGGCUGAAGCAAUAUCCAACCACGACUUACAAGCACGCUCCAAAUACUGGUAUGGAAGAGGAUGUGCUGGUUUAGGCGAUUGGGAGUCCGCUAUAAGCCAUUUCGCAGCUGCUCUGAAGCUGCAUGUACCGAACAGCAAACCACAGAACCGUAUGCGCCAGCAGAGAAGUGCGCUGAGAUUUAAGAAGCAUGAUACUAAAAUCCUUUUGCGAAGUGUAACACGCCACUAUGACUUGUGUACCCAGAAAAGAAAAGAUGCGUGUAAGACUGCUCAUACGCGGGAAGAGGACUCCGGCCACAUCGGAGAGUCUGGCGUUGGAGCGCCUACGGCAUCAUCUUGGAUGCCGUAUUACGAAAACAUGGUUCAUCGCUCAAGGGAGAAGUCGACAACCGGGAAGCAGUCAACGCUCGAUCAACUUCUCUUGGGCAAAUCUGCGCCCAUCCUCGAUGAAGAAGUCAUUCUCACUGAAGAAGAGAUCAUUGCUAUCAAGAAGAGACUGAAACUGAAUGACGGCAAACGAGAAGUUCGAAAGAUCUUCGACGCGAAAGAGUGGCUGUAUAUCCUACGCGGUGAUAACAUUGAGCGCAAAAGUGUUGACAGUCAAGAUACAGUGUCUGACACCGUUCAAAGCCGUCACAGCGAUUCAUCUCAAGCACCAUCACCAGCUUCUAUCAUUACGCCACCACAAUUCUCACCCAGCAUCCCACGUAAUGUCGGUGCUGAGAUGGAAUGCGUAGGCUACGACAGUGACAGCGCGACACCGUCGCACUUCGAAACUCAUAAGUUCAAGCCUACAAGGAUGUUAGGAUUGGUGAAGCUGUGCAAAUCUCGUUCAACUCAAUGGGUCCAGAGAUGGAGAAGCAUUGACAUGAGGAAGAAAAGUCAAUCAUUCAUGCGGCUCAUCUUGAAUCUUUUUCUCUCAGCUGUGCUGGGUCUUGUACCUACGGCCAGUGCGACACCAUGUCAGGUGCCUGCUGUCAGCUUCGACUUCAUAAUCAUCGGUGGUGGAACAGCUGGCCUUGCGCUGGCCUCCCGACUCAGUAAGGCUCUGCCAAGUCAUUGUGUUUUGGUAAUCGAAGCUGGCCCGGACGGACGCCACGAGCAGCGAAUUUAUAUACCCGGGUUGAGAGGUUCGACCUUUGGCUCUUCAUAUGAUUGGAGUCUUCCGACUGUGCCACAGGCUGCAGCAAACAAUCGGACUAUAGGUCACAACCGUGGUAAGGUCCUAGGUGGAACCUCGGCCCUGAAUCUGCUUGUCUGGAAUCGUGCCACUGUCAAGGAAUACGAUGCAUGGGAAGAGCUUGGGAACCCGGGGUGGGGGUGGCAGAACAUGUAUCCAAGUAUGCUGAAAACCGAGAACUUUCAACGCCAGAAUGGCACCGCACAGUACGGCGUCGACGGUGUUGGAUAUGGAGGCCCGAUUCAAGUCGCUCUAACCGAAAAUCCACCGCCCCAACUCCAAGCUUGUGUCCCAACUCUGACUAGUCUUGGAUUGCAGGAGAACCUUCAAUCGUUGAAUGGCAAUAACCUCGGUGUCAUGUACCAGCCUGCCACGUAUCGCGUGUCCAAUCACACACGGUCCUACUCAGUUGAUUAUAUUCCAGAAGCUGGCGAUAACCUGGCCUUCAUGUUUAACACUACCGUUCACAGAGUGCAGCUCAACAUGAAAGGGUCGAAGGCGACUGGUGUCGUGCUCAUGAACGGCACGUUAGUGAAAGCCAGAAGGGAAGUAAUUGUCGCAGCCGGGAGCCUACUUUCCCCAAAGAUACUGGAACUUUCCGGAAUAGGUCAGAGAACCGUGUUGAACAACGCUGGUAUCAAGCAAGUUAUCGAACUCCCUGGGGUCGGCGAAAACUUACAGGAUCAUCUCCGAAUCCAAACAACAUACGAACUCAAACCUGAUGUACUUGGGGUAGAUAUUCUGAAAUACAACACGACAUUGGCAGCUAUUGAGUUGGAACGUUGGAAACGUGGCCAGCCAUCUUUGUAUCAAUACGCUGGUAGCUGUUAUGGCUUUCUGAAGUGGAAACAGGCUCUUGGCGAUGACAGCAUGCUCGUCCAACUGGCGAUGCAAUCAGCGAACAUGUCAAACCCUGUGGACCGAAAAAAGCUUGAGCUGCUCACUGGCCAUGAAUCUGGAGCGCCAGAUAUCGAGGUCGUAUUCAGCGAUGGUUAUAUUGGAACGACUGGAUAUCCAAAGAACGGUACAACUGGCUACAGUAAGCAGUAUGUGACACUUCUUGCUGGUGUCCAGCACCCAUUCGCCAGAGGAUCGGUACACAUCAAUGGAUCUGACCCUCUGAACAAGCCCCUAGUGGACCCGAGAUAUCUAAGUACAUCCUAUGAUCUGGAGGCUUUGAUAUCAGCAGCAAAGUAUACGCGGAGAAUGGCUAAGACUGCUCCUUUCAAGAACGUGUGGGUUUCCGAAUUCGACCCUGGUAUGGACACCGAAACGGACGCAGAGUGGGAGAUGUACAUCAGGGAUAACGUAUUUACAUUCUACCACCCACUAGGUACUUGUGCAAUGUUGCCGAAGAAAGACGGUGGCGUGGUUGACCCAAACCUGAGAGUUUAUGGCGUGGGGAAUCUCCGGGUUGUGGACGCGAGCGUAAUUCCGAUGAUCAUCUCUGCACACAUCCAGACAGCCAUCUAUGGCAUCGCAGAGAGGGCAGCGGAGAUCAUCACGGCGGAGUACUGUUGA